AUGUGGAAAAUACCAAGGAGGUUUUCACUCACUGGUAGAUUGUGUUGCUUUCCCAAGGAUCCACUGGAGGAUGUUGAGACUUGGAGUGAGUCCGUGGACAAAGUCCUCGGUUGCAAAGGUGGACAGAUAGCUUUCCGGGAGUUCCUGAAGUCUGAGUAUAGUGAGGAGAACAUACUGUUUUGGCUCGCCUGUGAGGAGUACAAAAAAAUCAAGACGGUCCCAGAUAUGAUCUCCUCUGCCAACAGGAUCUACUCAGAGUUUGUCCAAACUGAAGCACCGAGACAGAUCAAUAUAGAUUGCGGUACCAGAGAAAACAUAACAAAGAACAUCUCCCAGCCGACCCUGACUUCAUUUGAUACAGCACAGAAGCUCAUCUACAGUCUGAUGGCCAGGGAUUGCUACCCGCGGUUCCUAAAAUCUGACAUCUAUCAGGGACUCCUGAGGAGAAACGAUUCAAGGUGA
This is a messenger RNA of Scomber scombrus (Atlantic mackerel), 462 nucleotides long. RefSeq names its product regulator of G-protein signaling 21-like. The record is from RefSeq and is a predicted model, not a curated record. Lineage: Eukaryota; Metazoa; Chordata; Actinopteri; Scombriformes; Scombridae. The transcript is spliced from 4 exons. The coding region runs from base 1 to 462 and encodes 153 amino acids.